This is a messenger RNA of Macrosiphum euphorbiae (potato aphid), 330 nucleotides long. Lineage: Eukaryota; Metazoa; Arthropoda; Insecta; Hemiptera; Aphididae. The record is from the annotation of a GenBank genome assembly.
AUGUGCCUGCGCGAUGUAUAUAAAACGGCUAUUUGGAAACGAACACGGAAAAUGAUGUUUUCCAAACCGCUUUUCACCGAACGGGUAGAGAACGUAGAAUCAAAAUUUAGAGGGGUCCCUCGGUUAACUUGGGCUAGAAAUAGAAAAAUACGAAUUAAAUUAUACGAUGAUUUCGAUCUACGGGAUAUGUGGCUGUGCGAUGUACUUAAGACGGCUAUUUGGAAACGAAAACCGAAAAUCAUGUUGUCCAAACCGUUUUUAAUCAACCUUAUAAUCAACGAAGGUUCAAAAAUUGUAUAUUUUAGAAGAGCCACUCAAUGGACAUGGUAA